AUGGCGGCUUCUCAUCACAAGACCGGCCGCACCAUCUCGGUGAUCGCAGGCACUUUGGUCGCCCUAUCUUGCGGUACAAAUUAUGCAUACUCGGCAUGGGCACCCCAAUUCGCGCAUCGUAUGAAGCUCUCGUCCACCGAGAGCAAUUUGAUCGGCGUUGCCGGUAACUUGGGAAUGUAUGCUAUGGGCAUUCCCAUGGGGCUGUUGACCGACGCCCGGGGCCCGCGAGUGAUUACCUUAAUCGGUUCGAUCCUCUUGGGGUUGGGAUACUUUCCAAUCUAUCGAGCCUAUCAGUCUGGUGAGGGCUCGAUGCCAAUCAUCUUUCUCUGUUUCUUUGCGUUUUUGACAGGUGUCGGCGGAUGCUCCGCAUUUGGUGGUGCCAUCAAAACAGCUGCUUCAAACUUCCCUGAGCACCGUGGAACGGCAACUGCAUUUCCACUGGCGGCAUUCGGACUGAGUGCGCUUUUCUGGUCAAACGUAUCCACGUUCAUCUUCAAGGACGACACGGGACGCUUCCUUCUCCUGCUGGCUCUCGGAACGUCAAUUCUUGCAUUUUGCUCCAUUCCGUUUCUCUGCAUAUUUCACGUCGAGUCUUACUCAUCUCUAUCGGACCGUGGUCCCAACGAUCACACCCAUUCUAGGCGGUUACGUCGGCAGGGCGACAUGACCGGCUCCGUUGACCAUAGCUCCACAGCUUUCCAUCACGAACAAUCAGCACAUGCGCGAACACCUUCAUCCGCAUCCAACCACCGAGGCGGGGCAUACGGUGUCGAUUCUGAUGAGACAUCUUCGCUGGUCUCGAGACCCGACGGCCGGCCGUCCUUUGAUACGCUGGACGAUGAUUUUCUCGGCGAUGUGGCCAUGGAGGCGCACUACCCAGACAUUCGUGGAGUGACAAUGCUGCGUCAUGUCGAAUUCUGGCAGCUUUUCUUAACCAUGGCACUCUUGUCGGGGAUCGGUUUGAUGACUAUCAAUAACAUUGGCAAUAGUGCCAAAGCUCUUUGGCUCUACUACGACGACAGCGCUACGUCCAAGUUCAUACAUCAAAGACAGGUUAUGCAUGUUUCCAUUCUGUCAUUUGGCAACUUCCUGGGCCGACUGUCGAGCGGAAUCGGGUCUGAUCUGCUUGUGAGGAAGCUCAAUAUGUCGCGCUUUUGGUGUCUUCUCAUCUCUGCCGUUACCUUCACCUUGACUCAGCUUGCCGGCUUGUCCAUCUCCAACCCCAAUACGCUGACCGCUGUCUCUGCUCUGACUGGCAUUGCCUACGGCUUCUUAUUUGGAGUCUUCCCCUCCUUGACUGCGCACACUUUUGGUAUCGGGGGCCUUUCCCAAAACUGGGGUGUGAUGACCCUCGCUCCGGUUUUCAGCGGAAAUGUCUUUAACCUGCUAUACGGAACCGUUUAUGACCGACACUCCAUUAUCGGGCAUGAGGGUGAGCGCGAGUGUCAUGAUGGAUUGGCCUGCUAUCGCUCCGCCUACUAUCUCACAUUUUUCUCUGGUCUUGCCGGAGUGGCUGUGUGUCUGUGGAGUAUCGCUCGCGAGAGGCAGAUUCACAAUGUCGGUCAUACUAAGGUUGAUCAACGCCUCGCAUAA
Molecule: messenger RNA, 1593 nt
Organism: Penicillium oxalicum
Lineage: Eukaryota; Fungi; Ascomycota; Eurotiomycetes; Eurotiales; Aspergillaceae
Exons: 8
Coding region: 1-1593 (530 amino acids)
Cellular component (GO): membrane
Source: RefSeq, a predicted model, not a curated record